AUUCAUUUGCUUGUGUUGACAGAAAUGGUCACGGUAUAUUUGAGCUUGCAGUCCUAAAUCGCCAAGAAAAGGUUUUUAGUUUGGUAAAGAAAAUGAACUUAUAUUUAUGGGGUUGGAAAUCAGCGAAUACGGAAAGUAAAUAUAACAUUUUGCAUCUAGUUGCAAGGUCAGCAUCUUCAAGUGAAAUCUCCGGUGCAGCACUGCAAAUGCAGAGAGAAUUACAGUGGUAUAAGGCGGUGGAAAGUUAUGUCCAUCCAUCCCUUCAAGAACAGCAAGAUAUGUUCCAUAGAACUCCUAGACAAGUGUUUACCAAAGAACACAAGGAAUUAGUAGAAAAAGGUGAAAAAUGGAUGAAGACCACUGCUAAAUCAUGCACAUUUGUAGCUGUUCUCAUAAUCACAGUCGUCUUUGCCGCAGCUUUCACUGUACCAGGCGGCAACAACCCUUUCGGGAUACCAAUUUUCUUGCAUCAACCAUCUUUCUUAGUGUUUGCAGUAUCAGAUGCCUUUGCACUCUUUUCUUCCACUGCUUCACUACUUAUGUUCUUGGGCAUCCUCACUUCACGUUAUUCAGAAGAGGAUUUUCUGGAGUCCUUGCCGAAGAAAUUGAUUAUUGGCCUCAUAACGUUGUUUUUUUCUAUAGCAAGCAUGAUGGUAGCAUUUGGUGCAACUGUUUACAUAUUCCUUUCUCAUCCAUGGAAAUGGACCAUCAUUCCAAUUUCCCUCCUUGGAUGUGUUCCAGUGACCCUGUUUGGCUUGCUGCAGUUUCCUACGUUGCUUGAAAUAUAUUCAUCCACUUAUAGAUCUAGUAUUCUUCAACCAAAUAAGGAGUGAAACUUCUUUCUAAAAGCUACACAAAUUGUCACCGUGCUUUAACCAAAUGAAAGAUGUACCUUCUUGUGAUGUGCCCGACAAUUCCAGAAGGGAUUUGAGAGUUACAGUAUAAAUAGCAUUUUUUUUUUUUUUUUUUUUAAUUCAAAGGUCCUAU
Messenger RNA from Pistacia vera, 987 nucleotides. RefSeq names its product ankyrin repeat-containing protein NPR4-like. Bases 93 to 833 code for a protein of 246 amino acids. The record is from RefSeq and is a predicted model, not a curated record. The transcript is spliced from 2 exons. NCBI's taxonomy places the organism in Eukaryota, Viridiplantae, Streptophyta, Magnoliopsida, Sapindales, Anacardiaceae.